Molecule: messenger RNA, 463 nt
Organism: Paramecium octaurelia
Lineage: Eukaryota; Ciliophora; Oligohymenophorea; Peniculida; Parameciidae
Source: the annotation of a GenBank genome assembly
AUGAAUCAAGAGAAAACAGUUGAGGAACCAUUACUUAGUUAAGCCAAGAUGAAUGAGUACAAGGAGAGGGAAUUCAGAGAAUAUUUGGUCAAUCAGGAUGUUACACUAGCGAUUGUUAAAUGUUAGCUUAUUCAUGAUUAAUUGUUUCUAGUUCUCCUUGCUUUGAGAAAUGCACCAAAUAAGCCUGAUUCUCCCAGUCAAGCACUUAUUGAUUAUUUCAGCAUACACAAGGAUACAAGGGCUCAUGAAGAAUUCGAAAAACUGAGAAGUGAUGUCGAACAAUUAGAGCAAGGUUAUUGAUGCUUAUAACUGUAUAGAGAAUAGUCAAUUGGCAAAGGAGAUUGAUUCUAUAAAGGAGCAGAUUGUAUAGUAGAAAUUAGAAAAACAGCGUAGAGAAGAAGAGGAAAGAGUGCGUUAGGAAGAGGAAGCGAAAAAGAAUACAAAGAAACCUGCAAAAAAAUGA